Anastrepha obliqua is the source of this 1401-nucleotide messenger RNA. RefSeq lists its product as uncharacterized. The record is from RefSeq and is a predicted model, not a curated record. The coding region runs from base 111 to 989 and encodes 292 amino acids. The transcript has 3 exons. NCBI's taxonomy places the organism in Eukaryota, Metazoa, Arthropoda, Insecta, Diptera, Tephritidae.
CACAAUUAUGUCGCAAAUUUACUACAUGUAGGUGUAAUUUUAACACACUUGCUACAUAUUUCCGAUUUACACAAGGGAUAUAUUAUAUUUACUUCAACACUAAAUUGAACAUGAAUAAUAUUGUUGGAGCGAAAAGGAAGAAAAGGUUACGAAAGAUUCCAAAUAAAAAAUGGUCGGAGAAGGAAGUUGACAUUAUUUUAGAUUAUAUACUUCAGGCAAGUGUUUUCGAGCUGCCCAGUGCCCAAGCUUAUUACAGGGAACUGAUUAAGCAAACAGGAAUUGAUGCUGAAUGGAAUUUACUUAGAUGGAAAGUGCGAAACAUGAGAAUUUCUUUGAGAAAAGCAAAUGACUGGUUAAAAUCCACCGAAUGUGAGCAAUUGGAUGGUCCGACAAAAGAAUAUGAAAUUGAAAAACGCGUUUUAAGUAUUUGCCCAUACUAUAAAAAACUAACUACAAUAUUUGGCGUAGAAUUUAGUAUAAGAAAAGCUACACAAUUUUCGGGCUGUAAUGAUGCAAACGAGAAUGAAACUGCAGAAUCCGAACAAUCGCUUUCAAUGAUUAUUGAUGACCCUGACAGCUCUUCUCAGAAUUUAAGUGAUAGUCCAAUAGCCAUUGCUCAAAAUGAAGAUUUCCAAGUGGAACAGGCGGAUGUUCAAACAUAUAAAGUAGAGUUUGAUUCAGUGAGCCACUUGGAGCUUGAGGAAGAAAAACAACUUGAGAAUAGUGAACUAAUUAAAAAGUAUGAAAGUGAAAAUAUAAAGGAAUUUGAACUAAGAAGAUAUGAAUUGGAGAAAAUCAAACUGCAGUUUGAAAAGGAGAAAUUUGAAAAGGAAAUGCAAUUGCAGGAGAAGCGCUUGAAGCUUGAAGAGGAAAAACUUAAAGUCGAGCAGAGAUGGCAAGAGAAAGAAUUUGAAUUAAAAAAAUUAGAAAUCGAAAAGAACGAAAGAAUAGCAAUGUAUGAAAUUGAUAAAAAAUAUCAAAAUGCGUGAAAUUUCGUAGACAUACAAUCAGGUCAUGAUAAAAGGUUUGCUCAAUAAUAAAAGGUUUGCUCAGUAAGCAGCUUUCUCAUUCCCUCUUGACAAAUCGGCUCCCUUAGCAAGACACUGGGUUGCUAGCUCAAGAAAUUUUGACUAAAAGUGGAGGAAAAGUAAAAUUUGUAGAAAAAAACAUUUCAUUUUCAAAAUGGACUGCUUACGAGCAACAACUCGCUCAAGAGUUUUCAUCGGUAUGUUCAGGACUAUGGCAGUAUGACAUGGAAUACAUAGCGCUUAAGUCAAGACAAGAUAGAGUAUUUGACACAAUCCGAGAUCGAGAUGGAGAAUUUACAAAGCUUUAUUUCUUAUGAUGUGGUGAUUUAAACGGAAGUCAUGUUUUGCAGCUAGCGUUUGCUAAAGAGUUACA